Messenger RNA from Arachis duranensis, 3222 nucleotides. RefSeq names its product protein ESSENTIAL FOR POTEXVIRUS ACCUMULATION 1. Lineage: Eukaryota; Viridiplantae; Streptophyta; Magnoliopsida; Fabales; Fabaceae. The record is from RefSeq and is a predicted model, not a curated record. Bases 1 to 3222 code for a protein of 1073 amino acids. The transcript has 5 exons.
AUGUAUGCAUUUCAGGUUUACAAGGAUAAUGGAAACAACCUUUACUUACUUGCCAAUAGUCUAGCACUCGAGCGACAGAGAUCCUUACCUAGUGCUUACCCAUAUUGGCCAGGGCCUGAUGCAGCUUCCCUUGCGCCAAAACCAGAUAUUCCCCUGGACGCAGCCCUGCAUUCAAAACUUUUAUCUUCAAUGAGCGACAAUUCUCGGCAGACUCAGUCCCAAAACUCUGAUUUGCUGUCAAUCAUCCAGGGAUUAUCUGACAGAACAUCUGUUGGUUUAAAUAAUGGUGCUUCUGGAUGGCCAAAUCAUCCUCUGCAGGGUGGAUUACAUCCACUUCAGAAUAAAUUUGACUUCCAUCAUGAUCAGAAUUUUUCUCAAGUGCCAUUUGGCGUUCCACAGCAAAGGCUGCCAGCACAUAACCAAUUGUCCCUGAGCAAUUUACUAGGUCAAGCAACUGAUAACCCCGCAAAUAUUUUGUCAGCAGAGAAGCUACUUUCUUCUGGUAUAUCUCAAGAUCCACAACUAUUGAAUUUGUUACAGCAACAAUACUUGAUGCAGUUGCAGUCUCAGGCUGUUGCCCCAGCUCAGCAGAUGCUGUUGUUAGAGAAAUUGUUACUGCUUCAGCAGCAACAAAGGCAGGAGGAGCAGCAGAAGCAUCAGUUAUUGCUGCAACAGCAGAAGCAAUUGCUGUCUCAAGUGCUGCAAGACCAGCAAUCUAACCAGCGACUUGCUAAUUCGUCUUAUGGACAUAUGCAGUCUGGUACACCUCCAAUUGGGAAUUUGCACAUGGAUCCUUCUCAACUUCAAUCAAAAGAGGGGAUGUUUUCCAUGAGCUCUCAAUCAAAUAAGCCCGGUGUGCUUGAUGAACUCCGCACUGAUUCUUUAAAUAUACCUAUGAGUAGCCAGGACUCUUGUUAUAAUUUAAGUGAUGAAGCUUCUCCUUUAAAUCUGCCACAUCAAUUGUUUGGCAAUACUGGUUCUCAGAAAAGCUGGGGCCUUGCAGUUCCUGAACAAACUAAUGAGCAGAAUCAGGAGAUGUUUCCUGCACCAACAGUGGUUGAUAGUCCCUUAUUACAUGAUCAGGAGAUAUCUAAAGAGGAAAACCAGAUUGCAGAGCAACCUCUUUCUAUUUCAGACUUUACUUCCAAGUCUCUGGAGACUCCUGGUGAUGCCAUUUCCUUUGCCACUGAAUCAUGUGGGAUUGAAUUCCCACCAAACAUAGACAUGAAGGAAAGAUCAAAUAUUGUGCAUGAAGAGCAGCAGGCUGAAAGAGAAAUCAACAAUGUUGAGCCGUCUGUGGUAGUGCAAAAUAUUGAUGCGCAAGAACCCAAAAAGGUCAAUGAGAAGAAAUCCAAAAAGCAAAAAUCUUCAAAAUUGCAGCCUUCUGAUCAAGCAAAGGGAUUGCCAAAAAAUGCGGCCUUGCAGCUGUCCAAGCAAUCAGAACCUGGAAAGCCAGAUUCUAAUGAAACAAAUCUGAAACAAACAACAGCUAAGGGAAACCAAAUUGGAGUUGCUGUCAAAGAGGAUGCUAAUUAUGAAGUUCAUGGUGUGUCUGCUGGUGUUCCUGGAAGUAUCGAUGAUGCGGGUGAUAGGGUUGAGUCAAAGGUAGUUGAUUCUGUAAUAACACAGCAUACUGAAAUGCCUACAGGACGAGCCUGGAAGGCUGCUCCCGGUGCCAAGCCAAAGUCUUUAUUAGAAAUUCAACAGGAAGAACAGAGAAAGGCAGAGGCAGAAAUGGUUGUAUCUGAGAUUGCUACUUCUGUCAAGUCAGUUAGUCUGACAACUCCUUGGUCAGGGGUUGUGGCCAAUCCAGACUAUGUAAAGGUGUCUGGUGAAAGUCAUAGAGAAGGAGGCAAUGCUGAUCAUCUGGUUAAAACGGAAACUUCUCAAAAACCUAAGAGCAAGAAAAGUCCACUACAUGAUCUCUUGGCAGAAGAAGUUUUGAAGAAAUCCAACGAAAAAGAUGCUGAGGUUCCUAAGAAUACAUCAUCCUCUCAGAAUAUAGCUGUCCAGUCAGAAUCACCGGAUGAUUCAAAAUUCAUCGAGGCAAAAGAUACCAAAAGAGGCCGGAAAAAGUCAACAAAAUCAAAGGGUUCAGGAGUUAAAGCCUCCGUGCCCAAUGCAUCUGUGGAAGUGCCCAUCUCUUCGAGCCCCAUUGAAAAAGGCAAAAGCUCCCGCUCUUCACUGCAGGAGAAAGAAGUGUUGCCUGCCAUACCCACAGGCCCCUCGUUGGGAGACUUUGUUCCGUGGAAAGGGGAAAGGGAGCUACCUAGCUCAACUCCUUCUCUAGCAUGGUCUACUGAUUUUGUUAAGUUCCCUAAACCAACAUCAUUAAGGGACAUUUUAAAGGAGCAGGAGAAGAAGUCUUCUUCUGCGGUUCCUGCCAACCCAAUGCCUACCCCUCAGAAAGUGCAGUCUUCCCAGUCUAUACGGAAUGGUGGUUCUUCAUGGUCAUUCUCAGCUUCCUCUCCAUCCAAAGCCGCAUCUCCAAUCCAGAUAAAUUCUCAUGCUACUUCUCAGUCAAAAUACAAAGGGGAUGAUGACUUAUUCUGGGGUCCAGUUGAGCAGUCUAAGCCGGAAACUAAGCAGUCAGAUUUCCCUCAGCUUGGAAGCCAAGGGAUCUCGGGUUUAAAGAAUACACCUGUUAAAGGGAGUUCACCUGCAUCUUUAUCUCGUCAAAAAUCAGUGAGCAGCAAACCAACUGAGCAACGGUCUCUGUUAUCAUCAUCACCUGCCUCAUCUCAAUCCUUGCUUAAAACCAAAAAAGAUUCCAUGACUAAGCAUUCUGAGGCAAUGGGCUUCCGAGAUUGGUGUGAGAGCGAGUGCGAUCGGCUAAUAGGUACAAAAGAUACAAGUUUCCUUGAAUUUUGCUUGAAGCAAUCGAGAUCCGAAGCCGAGUUGCUUCUCGUAGAAAACCUUGGAUCAUAUGACCCGGAACAUGAAUUCAUUGAGAAGUUCCUCAACUACAAGGAUAUGUUACCAUCAGAUGUUUUGGAAAUAGCCUUCCAGAGCAAAACCGAUAAGAAGGCUACUGGAGUCAGUGCCAGCGGUGUGCUAUCUGCUAAUGCAGAUAUGCAGGAUAUGGACAACACAGAAGCAUCUGGGAUAGGAGGGGGAAAGAAGAAGACAAAGAAAGGGAAAAAGGUUAGCCCUGCAGUUUUGGGAUUCAAUGUUGUGAGUAACAGGAUCAUGAUGGGUGAGAUCCAGACAGUAGAAGAUUAA